AUACAAAAGUGCCCUAAAGCUGUUUAAACUUUUGUUUAUUUAAAGAUUGACCUCCUAAUAAGGCUGUAGUAUUAUUUUGUGUUUCGUUUUAUUGUUUUUUUAUAGUAUUAUCUUUAUUUUGCUGCUUGGGUGUAGUGUUCAGCAUGUUGAAGAUGAGAAUUGUUGUUUGAAGAUUUGAAGAGUGAGGAAAAGUUUAGCUGGCGCUUUUUUUAAUCCCCCGUUGCUCCCGCCUCGAUGCGAUGACGUCAGCACCGCUGACGCGUUCAUUCAGCGUCAAAUCUUCAGAGCUGAGCUGUAAAUACUAGAUUAAUUCCAUCAGUCUACAAGUGAAGACGAGCAUCAGACCAUCAGGAAGAAGAGAAAUCUGAAAAGACAGAGUUUAUUGAAGGACAGUGAGAAGAUGAGUGAUCCAGAACCCUGCAGAAUUAAACAGGAAGACACUGAAGAACUAAUAGAUGUGCUGGUGAAGGAGGAGAGUGAAGAACUGAGUGAAGAUGAGGAGAAACAUCAUGUCAAGAGUGAAGAAGAAACUCAAUCAGACACUGAACAUAGCAUUUUAAUGGAAAGAACAGCCGUAAAUGAUUUCACCUGCACUCUGUGUGGAAAGAGUUUUGGGAAUAAUGGCGAUCUCAAUCGCCACAUGAGGAUCCACACAGGAGAGAAACCGUACAAGUGUUCACACUGCCACAAGAGUUUCAGGGAUGCAGGAUACCUGAAAGCACACGAGAGGAUCCACACUGGAGAGAAACCGUAUCGCUGCACUGAUUGUGGGAAGAGUUACAUACAAUCAACUGCUCUACGAAAGCACAGAAAAAAAUAUCACGAUCUGAUGGUGAAGGAGGAGAGUGAAGUGCUGAGUGAAGAUCAGAAACAUCAUGUCAAAACUGAAGACGAACCUCAACCAAAGGCUGAAGAUAGUUUUUUAAUGAAAACCACAGCUGUAAAAGGUUUGACCUGCGCUCACUGUGGAAAGACUUUCAGGUGUAAAUACUAUCUCAGGCAUCACAUGAGGAUCCACACUGGAGAGAAAGCAAACAAGUGUGAUCAGUGCAGCAAAACAUUUUUGAGGCCUUCAGAUCUGAAGAACCAUCUUAGAGUUCACACAAACGAGAAGCCGUACUCGUGUUCAGAGUGUUCGUGGAGUUUUACACAAAAGCAGUAUUUAAGAGACCAUCAGAAGAUCCACACUGGUGUGAGAGAGCAUGUGUGCGAUAAGUGUGAGAAGACUUUUAUUAGAGCGGGACAACUGAAAAGACACCAGAGUACUCACACUAGAGAGAAGCCGUAUAAGUGUUCACACUGCAACAAGAGAUACAGUCAUAUACAAAGCCUGAAGACGCAUGAGAUGAUGCACACUGCAUAGAAACCGAAUGAUGUAUUCAGUGUGGGAGGAGUCAUCACAUCUCGAUGAACACAUGCUGAUCCACACUAGAGAGAGACCACACAGAUGUGAUCAAAUUGUUGAUUGCCUGAUUGGUGUAUGACAUAAAGUGGGUAUCAAAAUGUACAAGAAGCUCUGCAUUGAAUUACAUUUCCAUGCCAUAUCUUUGAAAACUUGCGUUCUGUGAAUGAACGUCGCCUCGUGGUUCCAUCCCAAAGAGGGAAGAAAUCACUUUCCCGAACUCUCGCAUUCAAUCUGCCCAGUUGGUGGAAUGAACUCCCGAACUGCAUCAGAACGGCAGAGUCACUCGCUAAAAACGACUAAAAACUCAACUAUUUAGUCUCCACUUUUCUUACUAAUCAGCAAUUGCCUCUCUGGUUUAACCGCUACUGUAUUACAAAAAUACUUUAUUUUUUAGUAUUGCACUUUUGUAAAGCAAUACUUUGCUUCUUACACUUUACACACCUGAAACUUGCCUACAGCACUUACUCAUGGUUGCUCUUAUAGUUGUGUAAAUUGCUUCCUUGUACUCAUUUGUAAGUCGCUUGGGAUAAAAGCGUCAGCUAAAUGACUAAAUGUAAAUGUAAAAUCUGACUGUUUUAUUCCAGUAUUUUCAAUGAAAUUUCGGUAAGUCAGUGUAAACAGUUUUUCAUCUCAUUUUUCAUUUAAACAAUUAAAUUAAUGUUUGAGUCUUCUUAAC
Molecule: messenger RNA, 2081 nt
Organism: Danio rerio (zebrafish)
Lineage: Eukaryota; Metazoa; Chordata; Actinopteri; Cypriniformes; Danionidae
Source: RefSeq, a predicted model, not a curated record